AUGGAAGUCAAGAAUCCGCGCCGGGUGUUGGCGGUCUCGCUAGCCGACUCGACGCAGCAUUUGAGUAGAGUCAUUAAAGGCACAACGCACAUCCUCCCCAUCAAGACGAGCUACUACUCCGCCGACGUGCCCAUCUGGCUGGACCUCGUUGACUCCCCGGCCGAGUGGUCCGCCUCCUUUCUCUCGCCCGAGGCCAAGGAGGUUCUCACCGUGCUGGGCGGGUUGGCUGUUGUUUUUGCCCUGCCUUCUUCUUCUUCUUCAUCUUCUUCUUCGUCGACAUCAGGUCCGAUACCAGCAGAUGUCACCGCGACCGCGCUAGCACCAGCAUCGAGCCCUCCGCCUUCGGUAGAGGACACCCGCGCACUCAUCACCGAGGUCGGGAGAGUCGUUCGCGAAGGGCUCGGCGGGUGGGGAUGGGACGGCGUCGGGCUGGGCGUCGGGGUCGGGGACGGGACGGCGGACGAGUGGGAGGAUCUUUGCGCCGAGUGGGGGCUCGAGUUUGUGCAGGUUCGUGGGGGCAAGAAGGAUGAUGGCCGGAACGAGUUUGGAGCAAGAGUCCUCGAAGCCCUCGAAUCCAACGACUGGGACGCCGCAGACGACAUGGACGGCCCAUCGGACCUCGACUCGGACCUCGACGCCGCCGGUGAUCUACCCAGGAAACCUAGACCUCUAGCAGGCAGCACCGGCGGCGAUGACGACGACGACGACGAUGAGUUUGACCUCGACGACCCGGAGAACCUAGACUUCGGCUUCGACAGAGCAGAUUUCGAAGGGUUGAAGAAGGCGAUUUGGAAUCUCGAGCAGGAGCCGGAGGAUGAGGAUGAAGCAGCAGCAGCAGCAGGAGAGGGAGCAGCGGGGACGGGGAAAGCAGCGAGUGCAAGUAAAGAUGGCGCUGCUACCGAGGAACCGGACGCAAAGAAGAAACAGAAGAGCAACGAAGAAAAGGAGGACCUGGACGCCGAGGACGUGGAAAAGAUUGAGCAGAUGAUGCGCAAGUUGCAGGCCGUCAGGGACCUCAGCGCGGGGCUGCCCGAGGACCAGAGGCGGAGGAUGGCGAAGAAGGCUGUUGGGGAGGUGAUGAAGGAGCUCUGA
Messenger RNA from Colletotrichum fioriniae, 1092 nucleotides. The record is from RefSeq and is a predicted model, not a curated record. NCBI's taxonomy places the organism in Eukaryota, Fungi, Ascomycota, Sordariomycetes, Glomerellales, Glomerellaceae.